Tachyglossus aculeatus (Australian echidna) is the source of this 1826-nucleotide messenger RNA. It is a transcript of the gene HRG, whose product is annotated as histidine rich glycoprotein. NCBI's taxonomy places the organism in Eukaryota, Metazoa, Chordata, Mammalia, Monotremata, Tachyglossidae. Bases 90 to 1499 code for a protein of 469 amino acids. Gene Ontology annotation, cellular component: extracellular region; endolysosome; blood microparticle. Gene Ontology annotation, molecular function: heparin binding; serine-type endopeptidase inhibitor activity; zinc ion binding. Gene Ontology annotation, biological process: regulation of platelet activation; negative regulation of fibrinolysis; heme transport. The record is from RefSeq and is a predicted model, not a curated record. The transcript has 7 exons.
UCUAUUAUAUUUCAGGAGGACCAGUUUUGAGAAAGUCUGGGGACAGAUUCCCGACUUGGGCCGCUCGAGGCAGGGGUUUCCAAGCUUGGAUGAUGCGGGUGCUCACGGGAGUGGUGGUGUUUUUGAGUUUGCUGCAGCAUUUCCAUUCCCUUGAGCCUGGUGACUGCAAUGUCUCAGAGGAGGUUGCUGAGGAGGUUUUGGAUCUGAUCAAUAAAGACCGUAGGAGGGGUUUCCUUUUCGAGCUCCUAUGUGUUGCUGAUGUCCACGUUCACCAAACAGAAUCUGCCUUAGUCUCUUAUUUAGUCCUAGAUGUGAUUGAAUCGGACUGCUCUGUACUAACCAGGGUACAUUGGAAGGAUUGUAAACCAACAUCUUCUAGACGUCGGCCUUCUGAAUUAGUCAUUGGACAAUGUAAAGUUAUAGCUACAACUUACCCGAACAAGUCCCGGGAGGCGGGCAAACUGAAUGGCUACAACUGCACAACAAGUUCUGUUUCUUCUGCACUAACUGACCCCAGAGCGACGCCCCCAGUGAUCAUUGACUACUUUGAGAAUACAGAGGAAUACAGCGGACAAGCUGAAAAAGCCCUGGAUAAAUACAUUAGUGAGAGUGGUCAUUCCACCCUUUUCAAGGUGGACAGAGUAGAGAGAGCAGCAAGGGUGCGAGGAGGAGAACGGACAGCCUACUUUGUGGACUUCAGUAUAACCAGCUGCUCCAAGAGAGUCGCCCGGCAUCCCUCACCCAAGCACUGUGACUUCGUUGGAUUCUGCAAUGGAGAUCUGGUAUACAGCGCAGAAGUCACCAACUUGGAGAACCCAGAGAAUCUUGAAGUGAACUGUGAAAUCUUCAACAAUACGAAGUACCUCACGAAUUCUGGAAGUGGAAAAGACCAUCAUCCCUACCACAAGAAAAACCACCGUUUCAGGAAUUGUACGGUCUCGCCUCCUUCAGGUGUGAAGCCUAACCAAAGGAAUCCAACAUCCCCUCAUGGUCAUCAACACCACCGCAAUCACCAACAGCGUCCCCUUCCCCCAAACUGCCCCUUCCAUUUAGGAGGCCCACUUGCUCCUCAAGAAGGACAAGAUGGAAAACAGCAAGAAGGGGAUGAUUUAUCCCUCCAUCAAGACGCUCCUUCUCCUUGGGGAAGUCAGAGAAAUGGACACGUUUCAAAGUCAGGAGGCAAGCACCGCCCGAGACACCUCUCCCACUCUGAUAAACACAAGCACAAGGACUCCCACUCAUCGGAAGAAGAUCAUUCACUUAGACGACGCUUUCUUUCUCCCUGGCAACAGCUCGGCUACGUCUAUCGUCUUCCGCCGUUGAAGAAGGAUGAGGUUCUUCCCGUUCCGGAAGUCAACUUUCCCAGGCCGCACCGCUAUCCGUCACCGGAACGUGAUGAGCCUCACAGGCCAGAAAUUCCGCCCUUCCCACAGUCACCUUCAACGUCUUGUCCGGGGAAACUCAAGUAUGAGGGCCCAGUUUCACGCUUUCUGCCGUGAAGACCUCUAAAGCAAAGGCUGGUCGUUGAUGGAAACAAUCACCUUUCCGUAGUUGAAAUCACAAAUACGAUAUUCUAGUCAUCACACAUGAAAUAUCAGUGUCUUUGCUUCUAAUCGUGGGAAUAAGAAAAGAGGGAGGUGGAAGCGGUGGGGGUUGGAAAGAGGAACAGAAAAUGCACUUACUUGCUUAAGCACAUUUAAGAAAGUGUUAUAUUGACUCUGUUACCAAUUGACUGUAUAACCUUAAACAAGUCACUUGACUCUUUUUGCCUCAGUUUCUCUCUCUGUAGAAGCCCAAUAAAUUGUUUGGAUUGACUGGCUAAGAAC